This is a messenger RNA of Knipowitschia caucasica, 2328 nucleotides long. NCBI's taxonomy places the organism in Eukaryota, Metazoa, Chordata, Actinopteri, Gobiiformes, Gobiidae. The record is from the annotation of a GenBank genome assembly.
AUGGACUUUGAGGAGUGUUUGAAAGACUCUCCUCGCUUUAGAGCUGAAAUUGAAGUGGUCCAGACUGAUGUGAGUGAGCUGGAAACUCGCUUAGACAAGUCGGUAAAGCAAUGCCACGCCAUGCUGGAGGCGGGGAAGGUCUACUGUCAGAGCAGCAAGAUCUUCAUCCAGGGUCUGCGUGAGCUGGGCCACUGCUCCCGGGACGCUCUCAUAGAGGAUUGUCUGGACACAUUUUCCAGAAGGCUUUCUGACAUUGUGGAUGCCUACGGGGAAGUCAUUGAUACUACACAGAAGUCUGUCAAGUCCAAGCUCCAGACCUUCGUAAAAGAAGAUGUUCGGCAUUUCAAAGAUGUGCGUAAAGAGUUUGAACGCAGCAGCGAAGGCCUGGAGGGAGCGCUGGCGAAGAAUGCCCAGGCCCCGCGGGGAAAACCACACGAGGUGGAGGAAGGGAGCAACGCCUUACUGAACGCCCGGCGAGUGUUUCGCUCUGAGGCCCUGGAUUAUGUCCUGGAGAUAAAUGUCAUUGAGGCCAAGAGGAAGACUGAAGUCCUGAUGGCACUCCUGUCUUUAAUGGACGCGCAGGCCCAGUUCUUCCAGUACAGCCACCAGUCUCUCUCCGAGCUGGAUGAGUAUCGGCAGAAACUCAGCGACGAGUACACACAGUUCGUUCUAAAUUCUGCCAGAGAAAAGAGGGACAUGGAGCAAAGGCACGCUGCCAUCAAGAAAAAGGAUGUGUCCUAUGAUGACUCCAUAAUGGAUUUCAACGCAGAUGCAGCCAAUGGGAUUGCAAUGGAGGGCUACCUCUACAAGAGAGCCAGCAACGCCUUCAAGACCUGGAGCAGACGCUGGUUUUCUAUUCAAAAAAAUCAGCUGGUGUAUCAGAAGAAGUUCAAGGAGCAGCCGACAGUCGUGGUGGAAGACUUGAGACUUUGCACAGUCAAAUACUGCACUGAGAAUGAAAGACGAUUCUGCUUUGAAGUUGUUUCCCCUUCAAAGAGUUGUUUGUUGCAAGCAGACUCGGAGCGGCAGCAGCAGGCGUGGAUCAGUGCGGUCCAAAACAGCAUCGCCUCCGCCUUUCAGGAGAGACGAGAAGACGCUCACAGUCCAAGACAGAGAUGCAGCUCGAUGUCGCUGAGCAGUGUGGGGGGAGAGCGGGGCAGCAGUGGGGGCCUGGAGCCGGAGGACAGCGGCUGCAAGGCUUUGGAGCAGGUGCAGAACAUCCCGGGGAACAGGCAAUGCUGCGACUGCGGAGAGGCCAGUCCAGAGUGGGCCUCCAUCAACCUGGGUAUCACACUGUGUAUAGUCUGCUCAGGAAUACACAGGAGCCUGGGAGUCCAUUUUUCCAAAGUGCGAUCGCUCACACUUGACUCUUGGGAACCUGAGCUUAUAAAACUGAUGUGUGAGUUGGGUAACUCGGUAAUCAACCGGAUCUAUGAAGCACGAAUUGAUGAAAUUACUAUUAAGAAGCCACAAUCUUCAAGCCCCAGAGGAGACAAAGAGUCCUGGAUCAAAUCAAAGUAUGUGGAGAAGAAGUUCAUUCACAAGCUCCCAGAGACGGGGAGGAACGACCCUCAACGCUCCAGCACCAGGAGGAACCGGAGCAGCAGCACCGCAGACCGGACCGGACCAAAACCACCGCUCAAACCCAAGCCCAGUCAACGGGCCACGCUGGCUCGAGUCACAGGACUCGGCCCCAGUGACCUCCAAAAGAACAACACGGUCUUUCACAAAGAUGCGGAGGAGGAAGAGGACGAUCUGAGCGCUCUUCAUCCCGGCGCUCUGCUGUACAAGGCCGCCGCUCUACAGAACUUCCCCGUCAUGGCCGACGCUCUGGCUCACGGAGCUGACGUCAACUGGGUGAACGCCAGCGAGGAGAGCCGCACGCCGCUCAUACAGGCCGUCUCUGCGAACGCAUUAGCAGCGUGCGAGUUCCUGCUGCAGAAUGGAGCCAACGUGAACCAAAAGGACAGUAAUGGAAGGGGCCCGCUGCAUCACGCCACCAUCUUGGGGCACACAGGGUUGGUUUGUCUUUUCUUGAAACGUGCCGCGGACUACAACGCAAAAGACAAAAACCAGAAAGACCCAAUAACGAUUGCUGUGGACAGUGCCAACGCUGACAUCGUCACCUUGCUGCGUAUUGCCAAAAUGAACAAGGAGAUGCGUGAGAUGGACGAAGCGUUUGGACACACAGAUGUCCAGUCGGCCUCAAAUGCCUCUGCCACCUUAAGAGGUGAUGACACAUAUCAGGACAUCUUCAGGGACUUCUCCCACAUGGCUUCAAACAAUCCAGAGAAGCUGAAGCGACGCAGUGCCGACCCCAGGUUCUGA